Molecule: messenger RNA, 2512 nt
Organism: Gastrolobium bilobum
Lineage: Eukaryota; Viridiplantae; Streptophyta; Magnoliopsida; Fabales; Fabaceae
Product: probable methyltransferase PMT28
Exons: 8
Coding region: 310-2403 (697 amino acids)
Cellular component (GO): endosome; trans-Golgi network; cytoplasm
Molecular function (GO): methyltransferase activity
Source: RefSeq, a predicted model, not a curated record
UUAAAGGGAUCGAGGUUCCGAGGAACAUGACCUCUGCAAACAAACCAUGAUACCCCAACCGUUGACGUUACUGUUUCUUCUUCCUUCCCUAUCCAAACCCCAUUUGUCUCCUUUAUUUCUUGCUUCUUGCAAUAAGCAUUCACACCCGUUUCUAUUUCUAAUUAAUGUAUUUAUUUUCUUAUUUGAAAUAGACUUCUCUCCAAUAAAGGCAAUAACACCACCUUAUCUGUUUCCUCACUUGUAAGGGUACUCAGAUUUGAACCCAGUUCGGGAGAAAAAGUUUGUUAAUUGAUUCGAAGAGUUUAGAUUAUGGCAAUAGCUCGGUUAGUUAGGCAAGCAAAACGCCCUCAUGGGUUAUGGGUAAAGAUGACAGCUGUGACCAUAUUGGGUCUCUGCUUUAUCUUUGUUUGGGCAGUGUUUUCUUCUUCUUCUUCCUCUGUCACAACACAAAGGGAAAGUUUUGAGGACAUUGCAGAACCUGUGUCUGCUUCUAGGACUCAAAGACCAACACCCAAGAAGCCCAAACCAGAAAAGCAUGAAGUUUCAAUCACGUUGAAAGAUAAGAAUGAGAAAAAAAUUAAUGGGUCUUCUCCUGCCACACAUCUUCAUCCUAAGCCUGCGAAGAAACCGGUGCAUAAGGAAGAUAAAGAGAAUCGGAAUCAAGGGUCAGGGGAUCCCCAUCCAGAGGAAGAUGAAGAAGUGUUGGAGGCUAAAGAAGAAGGAUUUGAUCGUGACAGUGAUGUGGACGUUGAUGCUGGCAGUGAUUUGGUUGAUUCUGUAGAUCAGGAUUCUGAGAUGUUGUUGGAAGAUGGAAGCGUGGAGGAGUCUAAGAAAACAAGUAAGAGAAAUGUAAAGGGACCGUUGUUUGAUCCGAAUGCUAAUUAUAAAUGGAAAUUGUGUAGCACUAGAAGCAAGCAGAACUACUUGCCCUGCAUUGAUAUUGAAGCUGGUGGUGGAAAGGUACAAAGCUACCGUCAUAGUGAGAGGAGUUGCCCAAGGACACCCUUGAUGUGUUUGGUUCCUCUUCCACAUGAAGGGUAUGGGUCUCCACUGCCAUGGCCUGAGAGCAAAUUGAAGAUAUUGUAUAAGAAUGUUGCUCACCCCAAACUAGCUGCUUACAUAAAAAGGCAUAGAUGGCUGAUGGAGUCUGGCGAGUAUCUUACUUUUCCUCAAAACCAGUCUGAGUUCAAGGGUGGGAUUAAUCACUACCUUGAGUCCAUUGAAGAGAUGGUACCGGACAUUGAAUGGGGUAAAAAUAUUCGUGUUGUCCUGGACAUCGGAUGUACAGAUUCGAGCUUUGUGGCUGCUCUCCUUGAUAAGGAGGUUUUAACAUUGUCACUAGGCUUGAAGGAUGACCUAGUGGACUUAGCUCAAGUGGUACUGGAGCGUGGCUUUCCAGCAGUGGUUAGCCCUUUUGGUAGAAGAAGGCUUCCUUUUCCAAGUCAAGUUUUUGAUGUUAUACAUUGUGGGGGUUGCAGCAUACAAUGGCAUUCCAAUGGGGGUAAGCUUCUAUUAGAGAUGAAUCGGGUUCUAAGACCUGGUGGAUACUUUGUCAUGUCAACUAAACAUGACAGCAUUGAAGGAGAAGAAGCCAUGACCAGGUUGACAGCAUCUAUUUGUUGGAAUGUUCUGGUACAUAAAAGCGAUGAUGUCGGGGAAGUUGGAGUUAAAAUAUAUCAAAAGCCUGAAGGAAAUGACAUAUAUGAAUUGAGGAGGAAGAAGAUUCCGCCACUUUGCAAAGAAAAUGAAAAUCCUGAUGCAGUAUGGUAUGUUACAAUGAAGAAUUGUUUGCACCCCAUUCCAUCUGGAAUUGAACAACAUGGGGCAGAGUGGCCUGAGGAAUGGCCCAAGAGGCUUGAAUCUUAUCCUGACUGGGUAAACAAUAAGGAGAAAUUGGUUGCAGACACCAACCAUUGGAAUGACAUUGUUAACAAAUCAUAUCUCAAUGGAAUGGGCAUUAACUGGACAAGUAUCCGGAAUGUAAUGGACAUGAAAGCCAUCUAUGGAGGAUUGGCUGCAGCUCUCUCUCAACAGAAGGUUUGGGUGAUGAAUGUAGUCCCUGUUCAUGCACCGGAUACACUUCCCAUCAUUUUUGAACGUGGGCUUCUUGGUGUCUAUCAUGAUUGGUGUGAGUCAUUUGGCACUUACCCUAGAACAUAUGACCUUUUGCAUGCUGAUCAUUUGUUCUCACGGCUCAAAAACAGGUGCAAGCAGCCUGUGUCCAUUGUUGCUGAGAUGGACCGUAUACUACGGCCCGGAGGUUGGACAAUCAUACGUGACAAAGUUGAAAUCCUAAAUCCAUUGGAGGCAAUAUUGAAAAGUUUGCACUGGCAGAUUAUAAUGACUUUCGCCCAGGAUAAAGAGGGUAUCAUAUGUGCACAGAAAACUAAGUGGAGGCCUUAAAUCUCCCUUGUUAUGUGCAAUUUUCUUCUUGUAUCACACAUGACUUGAAUCACCAUGUUCUUUCUUUAAACGUGAAACGAUAUGAAGGAAAUUUUAUGGGCAUCCUUCA